Portunus trituberculatus (swimming crab) is the source of this 1131-nucleotide messenger RNA. RefSeq lists its product as uncharacterized. Bases 1 to 1131 code for a protein of 376 amino acids. Gene Ontology annotation, biological process: proteolysis. The record is from RefSeq and is a predicted model, not a curated record. Lineage: Eukaryota; Metazoa; Arthropoda; Malacostraca; Decapoda; Portunidae. The transcript has 2 exons. Gene Ontology annotation, molecular function: zinc ion binding; nucleic acid binding; aspartic-type endopeptidase activity.
AUGGGUGCCGCAGCUUACAUGGAUUUGAAGAAUGCUGUUGCACCUAAGCUACCGAAAGAGCUCAAGUUUGACGAAAUCACCAAAACACUGGAGAAGCUGUACGAACCAUCGACAACCAUCAGUAUGGAAAGGUUCAGGUUCAACAAUCUUUCACAGCAAGCCAACCAACGAGUCAUCGAAUUCGUGUCCGCGCUCAGGCGACAGGCAACCAAAUGCAGUUUUGGUGGCUUCUUGGAUGAGGCAUUAAGGGAUCGUUUCGUGUCAUCAACCCAGUCAGCGGCGCAGGCAGUGUGCUACUGUUGUGGGGAGGUAGGACACAUCCGCCCUGCGUGCAAGCACAAGAAUGAAACGUGUGAGGGAUGCGGCAAACGUGGUCACCUGCGACUCGUUUGCAGGACUACUCGGAAGAAGUCGGCGCCAAUAGACUCGAAUCGAGUAGUGAACAGUCACGUUUCUAAGAAUGUGAAAUACGUGGUCGAGAGUGAGAGUGACCUUGAAGAAUUGUACCACGUGCAUGGUGAUAAUGAGCCCUUGGUAAUAAACGUUACCUUAGAUGGUGCCCCUAUGUCAAUGGAAGUGGAUACUGGCUCAGCACGUUCGAUCAUUAGUGAAUCCACGUACCAAAGACUAUGGCCACGUGGUAAAGGUCCCGUGCUUCGCUCUUCAAAGGUGGUGUUGCGUACGUACACGGGUGAAAAGGUACGUCCUAAAGGUUCAGUUAAUGUGGAAGUGGUUCAGGGAGGAAAGAAAAGUAGCCUUCCCCUUGUUGUGGUACCAGGGAACGGCCCGGCCUUAGUGGGUCGUGAUUGGCUUCCUCACAUCAAUGUACCAUGGCCUUACAGCGCUGUGAACAAUGUUGCUACAGAGGAAGAAUUUUCACACCUGUUCAAAGAUGAGCUCGGGACGCUAAAGGAUGUUGAAGUAAGUCUAAGCAUGCAGGCAGGUUGUCAGCCAAGGUUUUUUAAGCCUCGCUCGCUGCCUUACGCGAUGCGCGCCAAAGUAGAGGCCGAACUCGAGCGUCUUGUAGCAACCGGAGUGCUCUCACCAAUCAAGUCUUCAAAAUGGGCAACACCCAUUGUGCCAGUUAUGAAAAAGACAAUGAUGUGCGGCUGUGCGGCGACUACAAGUUGA